Exophiala xenobiotica is the source of this 1844-nucleotide messenger RNA. RefSeq lists its product as uncharacterized. Bases 395 to 1549 code for a protein of 384 amino acids. Lineage: Eukaryota; Fungi; Ascomycota; Eurotiomycetes; Chaetothyriales; Herpotrichiellaceae. Gene Ontology annotation, biological process: translation. The transcript is spliced from 2 exons. The record is from RefSeq and is a predicted model, not a curated record. Gene Ontology annotation, cellular component: ribosome; mitochondrion. Gene Ontology annotation, molecular function: RNA binding; structural constituent of ribosome.
CUCUCGGAUACCGUCUCUCAGGAAGCGAACUUGAGCAAACUCGAAAACCAACCCCUCACGUGACUGGUAAUGCUGGAGAAUCUCCAAUUUGCACCUCGAUCCAAAAUUAUUGUCAGUGCAACGGCUGGCAUAUUGACUGCUCUUCGAUCAUACUCUACUUGUCUAUUCUCUCUCUGGAAGCUGUUUCCGAUCAAACAGACGUGUGGUCAGAAACAGGAAGACGUGCUUGGUCUUCGUUUCAGUAACUCGGCCGGAUCGACGUCUGCUCAAUGGCCUGACCUACUCCGAACAGCUCGCCGCGUCGUCGAUCGCCUGCAUCGAGGCACCAUCCUCUGCUAUACACGACUGGACGGCAUUCUCUCAUUCGUGGUUUCGAUCCUAAUUCUCCAUCAAGAUGCAGAAAAUCCUGCGAAUCAACCUCCUCGCCCGCAACCAAGCCCUCAAAGCCACCCGCAAAAAGAACCUCAAGAAGCUCAGGGCCGACUGGCGCGAGUACGACCGGCGACAACUCGAAACCGAGAAAACUAAGCGGGAAUAUGUCAAAGACGAACGCAAACACCGGCGAGAAGACUGGAUUGCCGGCCCUCUCGCGCCGAAACGCAACGUCGCCGAGAAAGCCGACACAUACGGGGCUGUGAGUGCUCUGCUUGUGCAAGGUCCCGAGAUUCCCAGACGAGCAUUGAAGGGACCGAAGGGAAGCGGUUCUGAUCAAGUCGGCUCAGAGGGUCGCGAAACGGAGCAGAAAGAGUGGGAAGGCGAAGGCCCUGAGGGCAAUAUCAUCGCAGGAGAUCGCGUGUGCGUGGUCAUUGGGCAUGCAGGUAUACGAGGCCGGAUUGGAACGGCUCUGGACGUCAAUUUGGAACGGAAACAAAUCACAAUCGAAGGAUUGAAUAUGGCUGAUGUGGAAUUACCGCCCGGCACUCGCCAGCGCGAAAAAAUGCCUUUUCAGUCCGCCGAACUGCCUAUCCCACUCGACUCCGUGCGACUUGUAUACAAAGUCACGGACGAAACCACCGGCCGCGAACGGGAGGUCAUUGUCAAGCAUUUGAGAGGUGGAGCCCCGUAUAUCCAGCGGCCCACGUACUCAAGACUGCCCCGACACACGCGGUAUAUUGCUGGCGAGGAGAUCGAAAUCCCGUGGCCCGAGGACGAUCCGCCCAGUUACCAGGCCUACACAGGUGACACGACACGAUACGAUGUCGAGAGCCAGACGUAUAACCCAAGUCUGUGGGUUCCGCCGCUGCCGCAACCUGGGAUCCUGGAUGAGUUACGAAAUGACAAGUACGCCCGGGAUAGGGAGUGGCAUGCGGACGAGUACGUGCGGAUGAAGAUUCUAGAGGAUGCGAGGGCGCGGUGGUACGAGCAACGAAAAGUGAUGACACCGGAGGCCGAGUGGGCAGAGGAGAGGAAGCGCCUAGCCGCGCAGAAGGCCGAGACUGUGAAAGCCAUGGGUGUGAGUGACGUGACGGCCGAUAUCAUCAGACGGACGCAGGAGGAGAAGCGAGCAAGCAAGAGGGGGCGUGUGAGGGACGCUGAACUCUCGGCGUGAGGAUGGUUUGUGAUCCUGCUAGAUAGGCGUGGGAUGUGCCGAGAUCUUGUGCCAUGUCUCUAAACUGAAUGCGCGAGUAUCCGCGGUUGUGAAAUAUGGAGGACGAGCUGAGCCUGUCUUUGCAUACGGGUGAUCAGCAUGUACAAUCUGUAUGCCUUUUGAAGACGUAAGCAUUCGAGAUCUACCUCUAUAUGCUACGUUACCAGCGGGCCAAUGUACUCGACCCUGCUCCCUUCUGAUCGUGCCAACUGCGGCCAUUGCACGAUGAAGCGAUUUACAAAGGGUUUCAAAAGAC